CGUUGGGCGGUGUCGCGCUUGGGCUCCGCCUGCCGCCGCCCCUCCGGCGCGGCGCGCAUGUGGGGCUUCAGGCUCCUGCGAGCCCCGUCGUCGCUGGUCAGAUCGCCGCCGCUCGCAGUCAGAGACGCCCCGGGCCGCCCGCAGGCGGGAGCCAUGGAGCCGGGCGGCGCCGGGGCGCGCGGCUUGCGGCCGGCCGAAGGACUCCGCCUGCAGCUGCGCGCGGUGCCCGGCGCAGACCCGCAGCGCAGCAACGAGCUGCUCCUGCUGGCGACCGCGGCGCGGGCCCGCCCUGGGGACCCGGCGGGCGAGCAGCACCACGUGCUGUACUUCCCCGGGGACGUGCAGAAUUACCAUGAGAUUAUGACCCAUCAUCCCGAGAACUACCAGUGGGAAAACUGGAGUCUAGAAAACGUUGCCAGCAUUCUAGCGCAGCGGUUUCCCAGUAGCUACAUCUGGGUGAUAAAGUGCUCUCGAAUGCAUUUGCACAAGUUCAGCUGCUACGACAACUUUGUGAAAAGCAACACGUUUGGUGCCCCAGAACAUAACACUGACUUUGGAGCUUUUAAGCACCUUUAUACACUAUUAGUUAAUGCUUUUAACUUAAGUCAGAAUGGUGUGCUGUCGAAGAAUGGGAAUGUUUGGCAUAAGGACUCCAAAGCAUCCAAAUCUAAUUCUCCGUCUGCUAGUAAUGGUUGCCAGGGAGAGAAAGAAAGGACCUGUGAAAAACGAGACGAGCCUGCCGUGAGUUUUUAUCCACCAUCACUAAAUGGUGCAUCUUUUACUUUGAUUGGAUUCAGUAAAGGAUGUGUUGUUUUGAACCAGUUGCUUUUUGAAUUGAAAGAAGCUAAGAAAGAUAAGAACAUAGAUGCCUUCAUCAAGCGCAUAAGAAGAAUGUAUUGGCUGGAUGGCGGUCAUUCCGGAGGAAGCAGUACGUGGGUUACCUAUCCGGAAGUCUUAAAAGAAUUUGCACAAACAGGGAUUGUUGUUCACACUCACGUAACACCUUACCAAGUGCGUGACCCCAUGAGAUCUUGGAUUGGAAAGGAGCACAAGAAAUUCGUCCAGCUGCUUGGGGACUUUGGCGUGCAGGUGACAAGCCAGAUGCACUUUGCAAAGGAAGCGCCUUCCAUAGAGAAUCACUUCAGGGUUCACGAAGUAUUCUGAGAUGAGAAUAGUGAUGUCCAAGAGAAGGGAUGGAAGCACUUGGAGCGUUCACAGGUUCAGAAGG
This is a messenger RNA of Octodon degus (degu), 1228 nucleotides long. RefSeq names its product chromosome unknown C2orf69 homolog (gene CUNH2orf69). Gene Ontology annotation, cellular component: mitochondrion. NCBI's taxonomy places the organism in Eukaryota, Metazoa, Chordata, Mammalia, Rodentia, Octodontidae. The transcript has 2 exons. The coding region runs from base 58 to 1164 and encodes 368 amino acids. The record is from RefSeq and is a predicted model, not a curated record.